AGGUCUGUUUCAGCCUUGACCCAGCUUAAUUCCCCGCCAUGGAAAGUCAGAGAGUCCAGUCCUCUUACAGGAAGCGUUUCGGGCCCCAGGGUUCCGGCAGUGGCGGAGGGGGAGUCCGGAUCAGCAGCUUCUCUUCCGGCCGCCUCUCCCUCCAUGGCAGCCCGGCCCGCCAGCUCGCCUACUCCAGCCCCGUCUCCAGGCUCUCCCUGGGCUCGGCCGGGGACCGGCUGGACUUCUCAGCCGACUCCCUGCUGAAGGCCCAGUACCGGGAGACGCGCAAUAGCGAGAAGGUGGAGAUGAUGGGCCUGAACGAUCGCUUCGCCACCUUCAUCGAGAAGGUGCGCUUCCUGGAGCAGCAGAACAAGGUGCUGGUGGCGGAGCUGAACCAGCUGAGGGGGAAGGAGCCCAGCCGCCUGGGGGAGAUCUACCAGGAGGAGCUGAGGGAGCUGCGCAGGCAGGUGGACGGCCUCAGUGCCGGAAAAGCCCGGAUGGAGGUGGAGAAGGACAACCUGGCUUCAGACGUGACCACCCUCAAGCAGAGGCUGCAGGAUGAGAUGGGCCUCAGGCAGGAUGCAGAGAACAACCUGAACACUUUCCGACAGGAUGUGGAUGAGGCGGCACUCAACCGUGUUCAGUUGGAGAGGAAGAUCGACGGCCUGCACGAAGAGAUAGACUUCCUGAAGAAGAUUCACGAGGAGGAGCUGCGUGAGUUGCAGGAGCAGCUGAUGGUCCAGCAGGUCCAUGUCGAUCUGGACGUGUCUAAGCCAGACCUGACCUCGGCUCUGAGGGACAUCAGGGUCCAGUAUGAGUCCAUGGCCUCCUCCAACAUGCAGGAGACAGAGGAAUGGUACCGCUCCAAGUUUGCUGACAUGACCGAUGCUGCCAAGAGGAACGCCGAGGCGCUGCGACAGGCCAAGCAGGAGGCCAACGACUUUCGUCGGCAGAUGCAGGUGUUGACCUGUGACCUCGAGGCUCUCCGAGGAACAAACGAGUCCCUGGAGCGGCAGCUGCAUGAGAUGGAGGACCGCUUCUCCGUGGAGUCGGCUGGUUACCAGGAUACGGUGAGCCACCUGGAGGAGGAGACCCAGAUGCUGAAGGAGGAGAUGGCCAGACAUCUGCAGGAGUACCAGGACCUGCUCAACGUCAAACUGGCCCUGGAUAUAGAGAUCGCCACCUACAGGAAACUUUUGGAGGGGGAGGAAAGCAGGAUCACUGUGCCAAUGCAGAGCUUUUCCAACGUGCAGUUCAGAGAGAAUAUAGACACCAGGGUCCCCAUGGAGGCCCAUGUGAAGAAAAGUAUCUUGGUGCGGACUGUGGAGACUCGUGACGGGGAGAUCAUAAAAGAAUCUACAGCUGAACGGAAGGAUCUGCCUUGAUCUGAAGGACACUCACAGCUCUGGCAAAACCUGCCACGCCGUCCCCAGCAAUGCUUGGUGGACUUUGACUGGUUUUGAUCAUGACACAUGUUUUUUACCAGAUUUUUUUCUCAUCUCCAACUCCAAAGCCCCCCACAAUCACAACUAUCACACCAUCCCACUCCUGCUCCCCAUAUCAUCACAAGCCAUGCCGGUUCACCAGUAUAACAACACUACUGUCAAAUACUUAACGUUUUUAGAACGUCUACCAAAAAUAUUUUUUGUUACAUUAAAUAGGUGUUUGAUCCAUGUUAGAGAUAGGAAGUGUGCUGUGAGUACUAAGAAAGUUUACAGCGUUGUCUGUGUUCAAGAUGCACACAAUUUGUUUUUGCUUUCACUAACAGAACAGACUGUUCAACAGUUGUGUUGUUUUGAAAUAGUUCCAUGAGAGAAGGCCUUGGAAUGUAGUGCUGGAAUAGGCCUUGGAAUGUAGUUCUGCUUGAACCUGGUGCCAGGAUGAAGCUAUGUGGCUGACAUGUAUGUGGAAAGUGAGGAGGUAACUGCAGGCGCUGGAGGAAGCAGUGGUUGGGAUCGGACAAGACGUCUUAGACAGAGAAGAUGACAAGUGUGUAAAAGUGGUGAAUUAGGCAGAGCUGUUGUAGAACAUAGAAAGAUUUCACCCUAGUUU
Osmerus eperlanus (European smelt) is the source of this 2043-nucleotide messenger RNA. RefSeq names its product glial fibrillary acidic protein (gene gfap). Gene Ontology annotation, molecular function: structural constituent of cytoskeleton. The transcript is spliced from 9 exons. Gene Ontology annotation, cellular component: cell projection; intermediate filament; cytoplasm. The coding region runs from base 39 to 1376 and encodes 445 amino acids. Lineage: Eukaryota; Metazoa; Chordata; Actinopteri; Osmeriformes; Osmeridae. The record is from RefSeq and is a predicted model, not a curated record. Gene Ontology annotation, biological process: intermediate filament organization; regulation of chaperone-mediated autophagy.